GUUCCACCCUCACUCUCACCACCACCUCAGUCAACGUCCAUUCCUCCGCCUCUCCACCCCAACCUUUGUCCCGUUCAAUUCUUUCAGUCAAGCUUCGUUGAUUGAAUAAAUACCGCAAAAAUGGGUGCCAUUCCUGAAGCUGAUCCCGAUGAGCCCAUGGAGACCAAGCCCUUCAAGUUCGUCACUGGUGGUUACGAUGCUCGUUUCCCUCAGAUGAACCAGACCAAGCACUGCUGGCAAAACUACGUCGACUACCACAAGUGCGUCACCGCUAAGGGUGAAGACUUCCGCCCAUGCCGCCAGUUCUACCUCGCUUUCCGCUCUCUCUGCCCCAAGCCCUGGACUGACCGAUGGGACGAGCAGCGCGAGGCUGGCAACUUCCCCGUUCGCCUGGACCGGUAAAUUAGCUCUGUACUAGAAUUCCAGUGGUGGUUUAAGCUUGAAAGGC
Molecule: messenger RNA, 448 nt
Organism: Aspergillus versicolor CBS 583.65
Lineage: Eukaryota; Fungi; Ascomycota; Eurotiomycetes; Eurotiales; Aspergillaceae
Product: cytochrome c oxidase subunit VIb
Exons: 5
Coding region: 121-402 (93 amino acids)
Cellular component (GO): respiratory chain complex IV; mitochondrion
Source: RefSeq, a predicted model, not a curated record